Messenger RNA from Sceloporus undulatus (fence lizard), 1280 nucleotides. Its product is annotated as histone H4. The transcript has a single exon. Lineage: Eukaryota; Metazoa; Chordata; Lepidosauria; Squamata; Phrynosomatidae. Gene Ontology annotation, molecular function: structural constituent of chromatin; protein heterodimerization activity; DNA binding. Gene Ontology annotation, cellular component: nucleosome. Gene Ontology annotation, biological process: nucleosome assembly. The coding region runs from base 42 to 353 and encodes 103 amino acids. The record is from RefSeq and is a predicted model, not a curated record.
GUUGUAGUUGUUGGUGUUUUAAGGUUUGUUAAGCUGCAGCGAUGUCUGGACGCGGUAAGGGAGGGAAGGGUUUGGGCAAAGGAGGCGCCAAGCGGCACCGGAAGGUCCUUCGCGACAACAUCCAGGGGAUCACCAAGCCUGCCAUCCGCCGCUUGGCUCGCCGCGGGGGAGUGAAGCGUAUCUCGGGGCUGAUCUACGAAGAGACCCGCGGCGUCCUGAAGGUCUUCCUGGAGAACGUGAUCCGCGAUGCUGUGACUUACACGGAGCACGCCAAGAGGAAGACCGUCACCGCCAUGGACGUCGUCUACGCCUUGAAGCGCCAGGGCCGCACUCUCUACGGUUUCGGCGGCUAAGAACAGUGCUUUUUCCUACUAAUUAAAGAAAACCCAAAGGCCCUUUUCAGGGCCACCUACGUUUUCUUAGAAAGAGCUGUUUUCUCUUUGGAUGCCAUAUUGGUCAAAAAUACUAGACCAACUUUGAGACUAAUGAGCCUCAGAGGAUGGCGAUAGCAAACCCCCCUCUGAAGAAACUUGGCAAGAAAAUCCCAUGACAAGGUUGCCUUUAGGGCCGCCAGAAGUAAUGGCAGAGCUGAAAGGCAUAGACCCAAAACAUACUGCAGAAAUAAUCCAGUUUGGGACCGUUUUUACUGCCCUGGCUCAAUGCUAGGGAAUCCUGGGAACUAGUUCUGGGCCACAAUAAACUACCAUUCCUAGAAUUAAAGCGGUCUCAAACUGGAUUAUUUCUGCAGUGUGUUUCGGACCCUAGCUGUCUUAGUCUGGAGGAGCCAAUGUGCGAAGGGACCUUGUUGCAGCUCAUUUGCGACUGAAACUGGAAUAAUUACAGUGUGCUCACUCGUUACUCGUAUUCCUAACGAGUUAUUCUUUAUGUUGCACAAAGCAUAGCAAUACCUUCCCUAUUGUUUCGAUAGAUAUUCAUUUCUUAAUUUCCUAGCUGGUAUUGCCCUUGAUUCAUAGGAAUGGGGCAAAGAUGGCGCAGGGCCAUGAUGGCCGGAGAACAAAGGAAGCCUCGGAGAAGGAGGGAAAGGUGUGGUUUUCUAGUUACGCGCCACAAAAAAGGGCUGGAAAGCGCGGGAAAAUUCAAAAUACUCUUUCAAUGUAAAAACAGGGUGGCUUGCAAUGAAGGCGAGCUGCCGCGAGGUGGCAGCAGAGAACAAAAGGUGAUCCUGAAACCUUUAUGGGGCCAACCAAAAUGCACAAAACAGGCAGCUCUUGGGAUUGUGGUUUAUUGUGGCACCAGAACUCUGACAGAAAAGCGUAAAU